Xenia sp. Carnegie-2017 is the source of this 2078-nucleotide messenger RNA. RefSeq names its product cholinesterase-like. The transcript has 12 exons. Bases 145 to 1896 code for a protein of 583 amino acids. The record is from RefSeq and is a predicted model, not a curated record. Lineage: Eukaryota; Metazoa; Cnidaria; Anthozoa; Malacalcyonacea; Xeniidae.
CUGAUCGUUUUCGCCAUUCGUAUUUGCGACUUGAAAAUUGAGCAACAAGAUAACAUUUCGCAUAUUUUUAAAAUUUUAAGGCACACGGUGCUUGAGAUCAAGUAACUUCUUCACAUUAUUAUAGCACAAAAAAUUUUAACUAGUAUGUUCAAAGCAUCAAUUCUUCUUCUGCUGUGCAUCAUUAAUGUCAUUGCCGUUCCCUCAAAACCUAGAUUUGGAAACAAAAUGCAAGAUUACGAAAGUUUUCACACAUAUCGUAUAUUACAACGACUGUCAUUCGGACCAUUAAUGUCUAUGGAUGAUGCUAAAGAUGAUGAAUUUGUUGUCAAGACAAAAGCUGGGAGGGUUCGAGGCUCAACAGAAAAAGGGAACGUAAACGAAAAGAAAGUGCUGAAAUAUCUGAACAUACCAUACGCUGAAUCACCAACUGGUGAUCUAAGAUUUGAGAAACCAGUUGAAAAAAUACCGUGGAAAGGAAUCUUAGAGCCCAUCAACGAUAGUAUCUCAUGUAUCCAGCCUAAAGGUCUUCCAGAUCUUAUUAUGAAAGAAGACUGUCUAGUACUCAAUGUUUGGACACCUUAUCCAAAACCAAAAAACGCCUCAGUAUUGGUCUUUAUUCAUGGGGGUGCAUUUAUAUAUGGUUCGUCACAUGAACCAAGGUACAGAGGUGCAAACAUGGUUCAAAUGGGAGAUAUUAUAGUUGUGACUCUCAACUAUCGUUUGAGUGCACUUGGAUUUUUGACAAAUGCAGAAGCAGGCAUUAAAGGUAACCUCGGUCUGUUUGAUCAGCGGUUGGCGUUGAAAUGGGUAAAAGAAAAUAUCGAAGCAUUUGGUGGAAAUCCUCACCACAUCACGCUGUGUGGAGAGAGUGCUGGUUCCGUUAGUGUUUCUGCGCAUACUUUAUCGGAAGAGAGCUGGCCUUAUUUCGAUCGUGUUAUACUCCAGAGUGGGAAUAUGCUUGCGUAUUGGGCAAUUUCGUCACAGGAAAAAGAAAAACGCUUGUCAGACAGGUUUCUCAAAAGGAUCAAGUGCAAUGACUCAUCCGAUGUCCUUAAAUGCUUAAAGAAAAGUUUUGAUUCUGAAAAAUUGAAAGAAGCCUUAAGCAACAAAUUGGGCAUGUUCCAACCAACAGUGGACGGUGAUUUUUUUAAAGAUCAUCCUCAAAUGCUUUUCCAGCUUGGAAAAGUAAAGCAAUGCCCAAUGAUUUUUGGUACAAUGGAAAGUGAAAUGUUCUUUCUCACAUAUUAUCUCCUGUUAGAUCAUAACAAAACGGCAAUCAUUCAAAAGUUUAAUGAGACUCUUAGGAAUACUUUCAACUAUCAUCACCAUUAUUAUGAAGUGGCCAAGAAACUAUACUCGCCUAAAUGUACACCAAGUUAUAUCGAAGCAUUACGACCUUUAGUAGAAUUUCUAACGGACUGGUCAUUUACUUGUCCUAUGAAGCAUGAAGCAUAUAAACGGGUCCUGAAAUUUCCAAGAAAAGAUGUUUUUGUUUUUCGUUACAAAUACUCUUCUCCCGUGCCAUAUUCUUAUGCUUCGGGAACGUUUGGGUAUGCAGACCAUGGAAAUGACUUAUGGUCAACAUUUGGAAUACCUUUUGGCAACAAAAAAUUUCCCAAAGAAGAUAAGAAAUUAUCAUUAAAGAUGAUGGCAUAUUUUGCUAAUUUUGCAAAGAAUGGUAAUCCAAAUAUUGGUAAACUACAUCCACCAAAAGAUUUUAAGGAUAUCAAACUUCACAAAUGGCCUCGUCAUACUAAAGAUGGAGAAAAAUAUUUGGAUAUAAAAGGUUCAGAUGAUUUUCUUGUGGAAGCAAAACUUCGUGAAAUACAUUGUGUUUUUUGGGGCACACCAAUGUACGCUAUGUACAGAUCACCGUUUUUCAAUAUAAAAGGAUAGAUAAAGGAUAGACUUUGUCGUGAUUACAAAUCUUUAGAACUGUUUCUCAAUUUGUAAUUUUACGUAUUCUUGUUGAAAUUUUGGUUUUCUGAUUAACAAUUAUUUUUUAUACAUAUUUAUAGUUGUAGUUAAGUUGAUGGAUCACUUGUGAACUUUUUCAAAUACACAUCAUUGAUUGAUUA